Molecule: messenger RNA, 2403 nt
Organism: Xylaria bambusicola
Lineage: Eukaryota; Fungi; Ascomycota; Sordariomycetes; Xylariales; Xylariaceae
Exons: 1
Coding region: 94-2310 (738 amino acids)
Molecular function (GO): RNA binding
Source: RefSeq, a predicted model, not a curated record
GUUGCGACCAGUACUUUUGAUCGUCAAGCAGCCUCGAGCUCUAUUGACUACUGAAUCUAAAUCAAGCACGGCCAGCUCUUGUCCUUCGCCAACAUGGGAAAGGCUAAGCGAUUGGCUGCUGAGGCAGCAGCAUCAUCUGAUGCUGUUGGCGACCGUCCGUCCAAGAAGGCCCGAGUCGACAGCCGGUCACUCUUCGUCCGAGGAUUAGCUCCUAACACGACCACAGAGAAAUUGACCGAUUUCUUCUCUCAGCACUUCCCCGUCAAACACGCUACUGUUGUCAUCGAUCCCCAGACCAAAUUGUCCCGCGGAUUUGGCUUUGUUACCUUCACCGACGGAGAGGAUACCCAAUCCGCCAAGGAGCAGCUGCAGGGCCAGAAAGUAGACGGCCGGCCGAUAUCCCUCGACAUUGCCGAGAGUAGACAUCGCCAGGCCGGUGCUGCUGCCGAUGAUGCCGCCGCCAAGAAGGAAGACAGACGAGCUGCUCUCGCCGAGGCCCGCAAAGCCCCUAAGCUGAUCAUAAGGAACCUGCCAUGGAGCAUCAAGCACUCCGAUCAGCUGGCUGCGCUGUUCCGCAGCUACGGUCUCGUCAAGUAUGCCGAUAUCCCCCAACACAAGGGCAAACUAUCCGGGUUUGGAUUUGUCACAAUGCGCGGAAGGAAAAACGCCGAGGCAGCUAUGGAGGGUAUCAAUGGGAAAGUCGUUGACGGAAGAACUGUAUCGGUAGAUUGGGCCGUCUCGAAAGAUGAGUGGCAGAAACACGAAAAGAAGGACACAAGCAAACCAAAUGAGUCGAAGGAGACCAAGGAUAAUGAUGAAGAGGAUGAUGAAGAUGAUAAGACUAGUGAGGAGGACAAGAAAGAUGACGAGGAGAAGGAGGAAGAAGAUGAAGAUCUGAGGAAUUUCAUGAAAAAUCAUAUGGAGAAUCUCGAAGAUGAACCCAGUGAUGCGGAUGAAGACGAAGACAGAGAGGGUGAGGAUGAGGAUGAGCCCCUAUCAGACGACGAUGAUGCUGCUUCAGGCGGUGCUCCCGUUUCUCAAGCAAAACCACAAACCACGGAUAAUCGGACAACCAUAUUCAUCCGGAAUCUUCCCUUCUCUUCCACAGACGCAGAACUCAAAGCCCACUUCGAACAAUUUGGCAGAAUAAGGUACGCAAGAGUGGUAUGGGACAAGGCAACGGAUCGUCCAGCCGGUACGGGUUUCGCUUGUUUUGCGAAUGAAGACGAAUUCAAAGUCUGCUUAAAAGGGGCUCCGCGACCCCAGCAAUCCGCCAUACCCAAUAAGAAAUCAAUCUUGCAAAACGAAACAGCUGACGAGGGUGGUAAAUACACUAUCGACGGCCGUGUGUUACAAAUCUCUCAGGCUGUGAGUAAAGACGAAGCAAGCCGCCUUACCGAGUCAGGUGCCGCUGCCCGGGAAGGCAAAAAUCAAGACAAGCGCCGACUGUACCUGUUGUCUGAGGGUGCCAUUCCAAGUGGCUCGCCCAUGUUCAAUAUGCUUGCACCGUCCGAAGUGAAGAUCCGCGAACAGAGUGCCGCCCAGCGGAAGAAACUCAUCCAAAGCAACCCAAGCCUUCACAUCAGUCUGACUCGUCUCGCCGUGCGCAAUAUCCCGCGAAAUCUUGAUUCGAAGGGACUCAAAGCCUUAGCGCGCGAGGCUGUUGUUGGGUUCGCAAGCGAUGUCAAAGCUGGGCAUCGUGAACCACUGUCGAAAGAAGAAAAGGCUCGAGGUGGUGACGAGGAUAAAGAGGCCGAACGCCGGCGCAAGGAGAAAGGCAAGGGUAUUGUGAAGCAAACGAAGAUCAUGUUCGAGAACAAGGAAGGCUCCAAAGUGGCUGAAGCGGAUGGUGCGGGUAAGAGUCGUGGAUAUGGUUUCAUCGAAUACACAUCGCACAGAUGGGCGCUCAUGGGCCUGCGGUGGUUAAACGGACACGCUGUGAAGACCGAUGACGGCAAGACGCAACACCUGAUUGUCGAGUUUGCGAUUGAAAAUGCACAAGUUGUGGCUCGACGCAAGGAGCUGCAAGCCAAGACUGGUGCAUAUCAGUCAGGAUAUAGUCAAGAACAUGCGGGCGAGAAGGACGAAAGGAAUAAUUCGAGAUUCUUACCCAAGGGUAAAGACUUCUCAGUGUCCAGGGGGAAAUGGCAGGGACAGAAUGGCAAAGGCAAGUUUGGCAGAGAUCAAGGCAGACCUGACGAUACUGUCAAGGCAGCAAGUCAGAACAGCGACGCCAAAGAAGCACUGCAACAGAAAAUAAUAGCACGGAAAAGGAUGACGCGGAAGAAGAAGGCGAAAGGUCGUUCAUAGUUAGGAAGAGUAUAUCAGAUACUUAAGAUAUCACUUAUGUGCUUUACAAGGCACGAUGCAAAAUUCACAAAUGGAUGCAGAGAAACCUGUAAU